AGAUACACAAAGAGGAGUCCUCUAUUUAUCUCUAUGGUUACAGUUCCCGAAAUUACCACAUGUCCAGCCUCUAGUCCUGAAGAGAGCGUUCUCUUUGGAUGUUCCAAGUAUCACUCAAGUCGUUUUUCAUGGAUCAGGAAGCACUGGACACGAUGAUUCGUAGAUACAGCAGAAGCUUGUAUUGUAUGCGUGAAAUGAAAAGCCUCAUCCCACUGGCUGCUAUGAUCUAGCUAGUGAAGCGUUCUUUUCAUAUUAAAUUUAACAAAAACAAUAUCAAUUUUUGAUCUUUAUUUAAGUAGUUAUUUUACUUGUAAUUGUUUAUGGUUGCAUUGUUGGGAACCUAUUAUUUGCCAGCCAGCCACACAGCGGCAAGCUGGCCAGUUUGCCGACGUUUUAUGGAUUGAUUCCCAGCUCUCUAACGGUAACGUUAUUAGCGGGUAGCCGAGUCCAAGGCAAGGGACAGCUGUUUUUAAUCCUAGUUUUUUAAUCCCUGUUUUUACUUGUUAAAGAAGAUGAAGAUAACGGUGGAAUUCGAGGAAUGUCUCAAAGACUCUCCAAGAUUCAGGGCCACUAUAGAGGAGGUGGAAGGGGAUGUUGGAGAGUUGGAGUCCAAACUCGACAAGCUGGUGAAGCUAUGCAUCGGGAUGAUCGACGCCGGCAAGGCUUACAACACGGCAAACAAACAGUUUGUCAAUGGAAUCCGCGAGCUCGCUGCGAGCUCCACCAAAGAUGAAGUCAUUGAGUCCAGUCUCACAACGUUUGCUGAGAGUCUGCAGGAGAUGAUCAACUAUCACACGAUUUUGUUUGACCAGGCCCAGCGAUCGAUUAAGACACAGCUUCUAACAUUUGUSAAAGAGGACCUGCGGAAGUUCAAAGAGGCUAAGAAGCAGUUUGACAAGGUGAGUGAGGAGAAGGAGGCGGCGUUGAACAAGAAUGCCCAGGCGCCGCGCAACAAGCAGCACGAGGUGGAGGAGGCCACCAACAUCCUGACGGCCACGCGCAAGUGCUUCCGCCACAUCGUCCUUGACUACGUCCUCCAGAUCAAUGUACUACAGUCCAAGAGAAGAUCGGAAAUUCUCAAAUCGAUGCUGUCRUUCAUGUACGCCCACCUGACCUUCUUCCAUCAGGGUUACGACCUUUUCAGUGAACUGCAACCGCUGAUGAAACAGCUGGGGGGACAGCUGGACCUGCUGGUGGUGGAUGCAGCCAAAGAGAAGAGGGACAUGGAGCAGAAACACUCCACCAUUCAACAGAAGGACUUCUCGAAGACGACACCAUCACUGGAGUACAAUGUGGACGCAGACAAUGGCAUUGCGAUGGAGGGCUACCUGUUUUAGAGGGCCAGCAACGCCUUCAAAACAUGGAACAGGCGCUGGUUCUCCAUUCAAAACAAUCAGCUAGUUUACCAGAAGAAGUUCAAGGAUAAUCCCACAGUGGUGGUGGAGGACUUGCGGCUAUGUACAGUCAAACACUGUGAAGAUAUCGAACGCCGCUUCUGCUUUGAAGUGGUGUCACCCACCAAGAGUUGUAUUAUGCAGGCUGACUCUGAGAAGCUGAGGCAGGCUUGGAUCAAAGCUGUCCAGAACAGCAUCGCCACUGCCUUCAGGGAGCAGGGAGAGGACGCUGAGAAGCUGGACCGGAACUCUUCCACUUCCACAGGCAGCCUGGACUCAGGCGGCGAGCCCAAAGAGAGGUCACUGAAGGGGGAGAGCGCCCUCCAGAGGGUCAUGGUCAUUGGGGGCAACGCCUGCUGCUGUGACUGUGGCCAACCUGACCCACGCUGGGCCAGCAUCAACCUGGGCAUCACCCUCUGUAUCCAGUGCUCUGGGAUACACAGGAGUCUGGGGGUCCAUUUCUCCAAAGUGCGCUCGCUCACCCUGGACUCAUGGGAACCGGAACUACUCAAGCUGAUGUGUGAGCUGGGUAACGGGGUCAUCAACCAGAUCUACGAGGCUGGGAGAGAGGAGCUGGGAGCCAUGAAGCCAAAGCCGACAGACCCCAGACAGGAGAUCGAAGCCUACAUCAGGGCCAAGUACGUGGACCGGCGUUUCGUGCAGCGCCCGUCCAAUGAAGAGUUACGCGCCAAGGUGGUGUCCCUGGCCAAGCAGGAGAAGAAGCUGAGCGGCAGCACAGAGCACCUGCCCCCCCGGCCGCCCCCGCCCACGCCUAAACUCCGGCCCUCCUCCAAUGCCUCAGUAAGAAGUGCAGACAGUGGCAUCCAGAACAGUGCAGAAGGAAGUAGGGAGAUGCUAGCCACCAACAGCCUGGCUGAAGCAGAAGCUGCCGAGGCGCCCCCCAUGGCCAUGCCUGCCACCCUGCCCCCUCCAUCGCCCUGUAAGGAGCUGGUGGUGUUCUCGGAGCCCAAGGAGUACUCCCCGGGCCUGCAACUGUACUGGGCCUCGUGUGCCCGCAGCCUGCCCGACAUGGCCGAGGCCCUGGCCCACGGAGCGGAGGUCAACUGGGUCAACAACGAAGACGACAAGAGGACCCCGCUCAUCAUGGCUGUGCAGGGGGGCUCGUUGGUGACCUGUGAGUUCCUGCUCCAGAACGCAGGAAACGUGAACCAGCAGGAUGCCCUGGGCCGAGGACCCCUCCACCACGCCACCAUCCUGGGACACACCGGUCAAGUGUGUUUGUUCCUGAAAAGAGGAGCCAAUCAGAACGCGGCAGACAUUGAAGCGAAAACGCCCCUAUCCAUGGCAGUGGACGCUGCCAAUGCAGACAUCGUCACAUUACUGCGAUUGGCCAAGAUGAACGAGGAGAUGCGGGAGGCGGAGGGGCCCUACAUGCAGUCAGGAGAUGAAACCUACCAAGACAUUUUCCAGGAUUUUUCCCAGAUGGCUUCAAACGAUCCGGAGAAGCUGAAUCGCUACCAGCAGUAUGACUCGCAGCAGAGGCCAUGAGGGAGACRACCUGGGGAAACCGUCUGGGCUUUUUCCUGGUCAGUGCUGUACUCAGCACGAGUAUUGGGUCUGUUUCACCUGAACCUCAAUGGUGAAGGUGUCUGUUGUAUAUCACUUUUAAUGGGUCUAAAAUUGUACAUUUUAAAGUUUAAAAUGUAUACAUUUUAUUGAGGCUGGACGGCUCAGGAUUGUGAACUUAAACAAUGUUUUAUGAGACUCUGGACCGGCGCCCAGUUUGUAAAACAGUUCACAUUUGAACCUGAAUGGUACAGUAUUAUACUUUUUACAUAAUGGGACAGUUUGGUUCAAAACAUAACCAUAAACAAAAUCAAGUCGAGUCAUAAUUGUCUAUUCUGAAUUCAUAUAAACCAAAUAGACCACUCAUCGUGUCUUUUGAAGUUUAGUAGGUUUUUACAUGUAGAUACUUUUUUUAAUAUAUAAAAGAAUACACAUUUUAUUUGUGCUAUCAAUUUGCUAAAAUCGUCCCAUUUCAAUGUGGUGUUUUGUUGAUUAAUAAGCAGCACCUUUUGUGAUUUUUGGCUAUAGUAGUGUGGUUUCACAGCAUUGAUCUGUUGUAUAUAAAAAUGCAAAUGAGACUCAUUAUGUUAAAAAUGAAAGUGAAUGUUGAUGGCCSAMCMCCCMCCCCCCCC
Molecule: messenger RNA, 3553 nt
Organism: Salvelinus sp. IW2-2015
Lineage: Eukaryota; Metazoa; Chordata; Actinopteri; Salmoniformes; Salmonidae
Source: RefSeq, a predicted model, not a curated record